CUCCUCGCUGUCAGAUAUGGCUUGCUCGCAAACGCCAAAAUCUGUGGCGGCAAAUCCUAGGAAACCACCAUCUGGAAAAACUCGUUCGACGGUGCAAGAAAAUGUGCCAUCUGAAAUCUUGACAACCAGUACAACUCUGAGUCGGACCCAUUGGACUGAAGAUCACACCUCGAGGCUGAUCAAGUUUCUGGCUUCACAUAGAUCAGAAGCCGGUGAUGGAAUGAACUUCAAGAUUGGAGUCUUUCAAGCUGCAGCUGCUCAUUUCCUUGAGCCCCCUGAAGGAGUUUCGAAGGAAGGAUGGGUGCCACCUGUUGCAAGAGAUUCUCGUGCUUUCAAGAACAAGUGGGCUGCAAUACGAAAAAAACACAAGAUCAUUCUUGAUAUCAAGGCCCAGUCUGGCUUUUCUUGGGACGACGAGUUUGGUGCUGGCAUUGACAGUAUGUCAGAGGCAGUAUGGGCUGCAUAUGUCAAGAGGCGCCCUGAUGCUGCACCAUUUCACAACAAGGGAUGGCCACACUUUGAUGAACUCAAUACUCUUUUGUCCACUACUGCUUCAAAAGGAACUCACACAUUUCAUGCUGCGUUGGAGGAGUCCCGCGAGCAGUCACCUGAUCUCGAUUUUCUGAAUGAAGAGGGCCUUCCGCAGCCUGACCAUGUCAAGAAUUCAUCUCGAGAUGAUCAGGAUGUUCUAGAUGAGAGUGGGGAUGACGAAGACUUGAUCCCUUGGGACAAAACUCCACCUCAUCAAAGUCACACUCCAGCUCCCCUUCCGAAGCAAAAAUUUGACAGUAUCUCUGCUUCUACUUCCACCAGUUCAACUUUGGGUCCAGCAUCAAAGAGGAAUUGUGCGAGUGGUGCCGCAGCACUGUUUGCUAUUGCUGACCAGUUUUUGGACUUCACUGAUGCAUUUCGCUCAAGUUCUCAAGCCCAGCAGCGUGCCAUGCAACGUGCCCAGAAUGUCGAGACCCAUCUCACUGGUGAUGAAAUGGCUGCUCUCAUUGAAGCCUUCCAGACCGAUGUCAGUGCUGCGGAUGCAUAUAUGGUAAUGCGAGAUGACAAUGCUCGUCACUCAUUCAUCAAUCAAAAAAUCACGCACAUCAAUAGUCAAUAA
Messenger RNA from Suillus bovinus, 1111 nucleotides. RefSeq lists its product as uncharacterized. The coding region runs from base 17 to 1111 and encodes 364 amino acids. NCBI's taxonomy places the organism in Eukaryota, Fungi, Basidiomycota, Agaricomycetes, Boletales, Suillaceae. The transcript is spliced from 4 exons. The record is from RefSeq and is a predicted model, not a curated record.